UUUCUCUCUCUCUUUUUCUCACUCUUGCGGCUAGGGUUUUGUCUCUCUCUCUCUCUCUCUCACAUACACACACUCUCACACAGACACACACACACACACACUCUCAUAGAUCUAUAUUCCGAUGACGAAGGAGUUGUUAAGCUAGGGUUUUUGUCCUAACCCCAAAUCUCUCACAAACCCCAAACCCACAACCUCUCUCUCUCUCUAUAUUCGUUACCAUUUUUUCUCUAAUUUUUUAGAGAGAGAGAAUAAUGGCGACCAUGAAUCCCUUUGAUUUGUUGGGUGACGACGACGCCGAGGACCCGUUGCAGCUGAUCGCAGCUCACCAGCCUAAGCCAGCUGCCUCCACCGCCGCCGUGGGGUCGCAGUCGAAGAAGCCGUCGCCGGCUCAGUCCAAGCCGGCUGCGGUGGUGGCUCAGCCCGCUGCUAAGCUUCCCUCCAAGCCUCUCCCUCCAGCUCAAGCUGUGAGGGAGGCAAGGAGUGAGCCUCGGGGAGGUGGUCGUGGUGGUGGACGUGGAUAUGGACGCGGCCGUGGUGGUGGCGGUGGUUACAAUCGUGACUCUGCCAACAAUGAGGGAUCGUUCCCUGAGAGUGGGGCUCCUGCCGGUCAAGGUGCUGUUGAAGGAGGGGAUUCUGGGAGGUCUGGUGAGAGGCGUGGCUAUAGUGGACCUCGGGGACCUUACCGUGGUGGCGGUGGCGGUGGUGGCGGCGGUGGUGGUCGCCGUGUUAGUUUCAGUAAUGGAGAAGCUGGUGAUGUGGAACGCCCUCGAAGGGCAUUUGAACGCCGUAGCGGAACUGGGCGCGGAGGUGAGGUCAAACGUGAUGGAGCUGGUCGUGGGAACUGGGGAACUCAGGCUGAUGAAGUUGCUCCGGUUGCUGAAGAAGCCAAUGAAACUGAGAAGAAUGUGGGUGAUGAAAAGCCAGUGGGAGAGGAAGAGGCAUCAGAUGCCAACAAGGAGACUCCUGCUAAUGAAACUGAAGAAAAAGAAGCCGAGGAUAAGGAGAUGACUCUGGAGGAGUAUGAAAAGGUGCGGGAAGAGAAGAGGAAGGCCCUGCUGACACUUAAGACUGAGGAAAGAAAGGUUGAUGCUAAGGAGUUUGCAUCCAUGCAACAGCUUUCAAACAAGAAGGAAAAUAAUGACAUAUUUAUCAAAUUGGGCUCUGAAAAGGAUAAGCGGCGAGAGGCUCUUGAGAAGGAAGAGAAAGCCAAAAAGUCGGUCAGCAUCAAUGAGUUCUUGAAGCCUACUGAAGGAGAAAGGCACUUCACCCCUGGUGGUCGUGGUCGGGGUCGUGGUCGUGGUUCAAGAGGAGGGUUCAGUGGAAACACAAUAAUAAGCAAUGUGGCAGCCCCAUCUAUUGAAGAUCCUAGUCAAUUCCCAACCUUAGGUGGCAAGUGAGAUUAUCCAAGGCCCUGCGAUAACAAUCUCAAUGGUUUUUACAUUUUUGGGUUCUUUGGUCUAAGCAGGAAAAUGACUCAAUAAUUGGAUUUCCUGUAUUUUUAAAAUUUUAUGCCUUAAAAUGUAAAUUUCAGGUUGCUCUUCAUAUGUUCCCCUGUAGUUUUUCUUUUCUUUUUUUUUUCUUUUCUUUUAAUUGGUAUGCUUUGUUUUACUGUUUUUGAGACAUUGGGGCAUAUGAGACCAUUUACUUAUGAUUACAAUUCAUUAUUGCCUA
Quercus robur (English oak) is the source of this 1671-nucleotide messenger RNA. RefSeq names its product RGG repeats nuclear RNA binding protein A-like. NCBI's taxonomy places the organism in Eukaryota, Viridiplantae, Streptophyta, Magnoliopsida, Fagales, Fagaceae. Gene Ontology annotation, molecular function: RNA binding. Gene Ontology annotation, cellular component: nucleus; cytoplasm. Bases 252 to 1397 code for a protein of 381 amino acids. The transcript has 7 exons. The record is from RefSeq and is a predicted model, not a curated record.